Messenger RNA from Drosophila hydei, 7762 nucleotides. It is a transcript of the gene sick, whose product is annotated as protein sickie. The transcript is spliced from 16 exons. Gene Ontology annotation, molecular function: protein binding; ATP binding; ATP hydrolysis activity. NCBI's taxonomy places the organism in Eukaryota, Metazoa, Arthropoda, Insecta, Diptera, Drosophilidae. Bases 1 to 6765 code for a protein of 2254 amino acids. Gene Ontology annotation, biological process: neurogenesis; nervous system development. The record is from RefSeq and is a predicted model, not a curated record.
AUGUUGGGUCGCUGCGUUAGUUACCAGGGCUCCUGCGAUAACAUCAAUGGCAUAUUGACGAGCGACUAUGCAAAGAUCUAUACGGACUGGGCAAACUACUAUCUGGAGCGGGCCAAAUCGAAGCGAAAGGUCACGGAUCUUUCGGCCGAUUGUCGAGAUGGCCUGCUCCUCGCCGAGGUCAUCGAGGCAGUUACCAGCUUUAAGGUACCCGAUUUAGUCAAGAAACCAAAGAAUCAACAGCAAAUGUACGACAACGUCAAUUCGUGCCUGCACGUGCUGCGGAGUCAAUCGGUGGGCGGCUUGGACAAUAUCACGACCAACGACAUCUGCGCGGGUCGCCUUAAGGCUGUCCUUGCUCUGUUCUUUGCCCUGAGCCGGUACAAGCAGCAGGCGAAGCAAACGAAGUCCAUUGGCGUUGGCUGUGGUGGCGCUGCUAGUGGUGCAGCGGGUACAAUUGGUGGUUCCGUUUUGGGCAUUGGCCUGGGCGGUAGUCUAAGAGCAUCGACUGCCAACAAUUUGCUGGACAGGAACCAGCAACAGGAGCAACAGCAGCCACAACAUAAGCAACAGCAAACGCCACAGCAGUUAGCUCAAUCGCUGGAGAACGGCAAUGAGAUGGUGAAUCGACAAAUCGCGCCCGCCUACGCGAAGGUCAAUGGCGGCACAGCCAUUCCUCUGCCUGCGACGGUCAUGGUUCAGCGUCGCUGCCCGCCGGACAAGGUGCGCCCGCUGCCUCCCACACCGAAUCAUACGCCAUCCAUACCUGGUUUGGGCAAGAGCGGCAGUGAUUUCAACACAAGCCGUCCAAACAGUCCGCCCACCAGCAAUCACACCAUCCAGAGCCUGAAGAGCAACAACAACAGCCUGCGUCCGCCCAGUGUUAAGAGCGGCAUACCCUCGCCGAGCAGCUUGAACGCGCCUACGGCUCCUCAGAAGCACUCAAUGCUGGAUAAGCUGAAGCUCUUCAACAAAGAGAAGCAACAGAAUGCAGCAAAUGCAGCCGCCGCCGCAGUUGCAUCCAAUAAGACGCAAAUUCAAUCGAAACGCACCUCCUCCUCUUCGGGCUUCAGUUCGGCACGCUCCGAGCGCUCCGACUCCAGCCUGAGCCUCAACGAUGGCCACAACUCGCAGCUGAAGCCGCCUAGCAUCAGCGUCAGCGCCCAGAAGAGCCAACAGAAGCACAACACCAAGCAAUCGAAGCUGCUGGCCGCACAGCAGAAAAAGGAUCAAUGCAAACCCAGCAAGCUCGACAAGAAGGAAAAGAGUCCCGCACGUUCGCUGCACAAGGAGGAGUCCACGCUCUCGGGCAAUGAAUCGCGCAGCUCGACGAUGGGACGCGCGGGUAAAAAUUCAUUAGCGCGCGGAUCUGCUGAGAAAAAUACACUAAAGACGUCUUCCAAGACUUCGCUGCACUCGAAAUCCGACGCCAAGUGCUCGCCAAAGAGUCAGAACCAGAGUCAACAGCAGCAACAGCUGCAGAGUCCCAAUCUGCCGAAACCCAUUGCGGCUAUCAAAGGCACCAGCAAACUGCCCCAGCUGGGCGUGUCACCUGGCUCCAGUGAGCUAUUCAAACGUGAAACAAGCGACAUAUCCAACAACAUAUCCCAUGAGCAACAGCAGCAACCGUCUCUUAGCUCAGCUCAACAUAUCCUCAAGGCUUUGCCUUCGAGCCCACCGCCCCCGUACUAUGCCAAUGCCCCGACAUCCUCCAAUCACAUAUCAACUAUUUACUCCGGCAACGGCUCCGGCUACUUGAGCGAACCGACCACCCCACAGCCCGGCAUCUACGGCAGCAACAGCCGUUUGCCUCCACCCAAGUCAGCUCUGAACACUCCUCGUAAGCUGGAAUACAAUGCAGGUCCGCAUAUUCUGGCUACGCAGCGUUCGCCCAUGCAGCGACCCAUGCACAACUCAGCGCCGAACACGCCCACCGCCUCGCCUAGUAAGUUUCAUACGAUUCCCUCGAAGAUCGUUGGCACCAUUUAUGAGUCCAAAGAGGAGCAGUUGUCCUCCUCGGCUGCAGCCUCCUCCUCGGCUGGCGGCGCCUCCUCCUCGUCCUCAGUGCUGCCCAUGCGUCCACUGCUGCGUGGCUACAAUUCGCAUGUAACGCUGCCAACGCGUGGCGCACGUGGCGGACAGACGCAUCAUCCCCAUCAGUCCUACUUGGACUUCUGCGAGUCGGACAUCGGGCAGGGCUACUGCAGCGACGGCGAUGCGCUGCGCGUGGGCAGCUCUGGCUCGGCCAGUCGCUAUCAUGACAUCGACAAUGGCUACCUCUCCGAGGGCAGCAGCGGCUUGGGCGGCACAGGAUCUUCGAGCGGCGUCUCCCAUGGCAAGCACUUUCUCAGCAUGAUGAGAGCUCGAACCCAACUGCCCACAACCAUUGAAGAGCGUAUUCGCAGCAGUCGCGGCUCGCUCGAUAGCAUUGGGACCGCUGCCAACGGCAGUUCGGCGGCCAGCCAGGCCAGCUCUAGUGGCGGCUCCAGUACCAAUCACAGCAACAUCAACAACAACAACAACAACAAUAAUAAUAACAACAACAACAACAGCAAAAUGGAUGGCAGUCCACAUCAUCGUCCGGGCUCACGAAAUGGUCGCGACAACUGGAGCAAAAUGCCAGAGCCGCUCAACGGACACAAAGCGGAUAAAUCGGAGAAGUCGUCGCCGUCGCGUCGCAGCAUGGGCGGCGGCAGCGGCAGCGGCAGCUCUUCCAAGCAGAGUUCGCCCUCGGCCUCCUCUUCGCGCACUAAGGGUGUGCCGCCUAGCUUUGGCUAUGUGAAGCGUGCGAAUGGCAGCAUUGCCUCCACGGCGGAGCAACAGAACAUAGCCAUGUUGAUGGCUGUGGGCGGUGGCCAAGGCAUGGUCAAUGGCCUGUCCUGCGGACGCACCGCUCACGUGUCUGCGGUGCCACGCACUGCCAGCGGGCGCAAGGUGACAGGCGGCACCCAAACACUGCCCAACGACAUGAACAAGUUGCCUCCGAAUACACAGCAUCGCAGCUUCUCGUUGACGGGUCCCACAGCCACACAGCUGAGUCAGUCCAUACGCGAGCGUCUGGCCACUGGUUCGCACAGUCUGCCCAAGCCAGGCAGCGAUAUGCAUGUAUUUCAGCACAGAAUCUCAACACGUGGAGGAGGCACUCGUCACGAUGGUUCGCUCUCUGACACACAGACCUAUGCCGAGGUCAAGCCCGAGUACAGCUCGUAUGCCAUGUGGCUGAAGCAUAGCAACACAGCAGGUAGUCGCCUCUCCGACGGCGACUCUAUUGAUCAGAUGCAGAUUGGCUCGCCUGCAAUGACUAGACACGGACACAAGAUGCUGCACAAUCGUGGCUCAGGCACAGUGGGGCAAAUGCCCGUGCAAGGCAACGAAUCGCCGUAUGUGCAGAGUCCGCGCAUGAAUCGCAGCAAUAGCAUUAGAUCCACGAAAUCAGAGAAAAUGUAUCCCUCGAUGCUGAGUCGCGGCGGCGAUGUCGAAAUCGAGCCUUACUACUGCCUGCCGGUGGGCACCACCAAUGGCGUCCUAAGCGCCCAAAUGGCCGCCGCAGUGGCCCAGGCUCAGGCGCAGGCUCAUGCUCAAGCGCAAGCGGGUAACGGUGCGGGCAGUGCUGCUACAGCGGCAGCUGCUGCUGUCGCCUGGAGUCAGCCCACCUCGCCCACGCCCCUCAAUCGUGGCCCCUUUGCCACGGCGGCGACUGCGUUGUCGCCCACACAUGGCACAGCGGCAGCGGCUCUGGCAGCGGUGGCAGCUGCAGCAGCAGGCGCCGGACAUGGCGGCAGCAAUGCAUCGCAUCGUCUAACAUAUCCCAAAAAGAAUGAUGAAGUUCAUGGCAGCGCCGCCUCUUUGCUAUCUGGCGGCAGCUCGUUGUACGGUUCGGCAGAGGAGCGACAGGCGCAUGAGAUACGGCGAUUGAAGCGCGAACUGCAGGAUGCACGGGAACAGGUGCUCAGCCUGAGCAGCCAGCUGUCAACCAAUGCCCAUGUGGUAUCAGCGUUCGAACAGUCCCUCACCAAUAUGACCAAUCGCCUGCAGCAGCUGACGGCGACGGCAGAGCGCAAGGAUGGGGAGCUGACUGAUAUGCGACAGACAAUUGAGCUGCUGCGCAAGCAGUCCAUUCAGGCGGGCCUGACCACGGCGCACAUGCAGAGCAUGGGCGUCCAGACGCAGGGCCAGACCCAGAACGAGCUGAUGCUGCAGCAGAAGCCGCCUCCAGUUCCCGCUGCCAACAGCCGAGCGGGCAAUGCUAAUGGAAAUGGCACGGGCAAUGGGCUGGGACUGGGAUUGGGAUUGGGCAUGCAGCGACAGCACAGCACUGACUCGAUGUGCUCGCUGAAUUCCAUCAGCUCGGGCUGCUCGGCGGCGCAGGACAAGAACAAGGCCAAUAAGAAGAAAGGCUGGCUGCGCAGCAGCUUCACUAAGGCCUUCUCCCGCAACGCCAAGAUCUCGAAAACUAGUCGCCAUGUGGGUCAGCAUCAUCAGCAACAGCAGCACGAGCACAGCUCCAGCAAGACAACCUUGCUCAACGGACACGGACACGGACACGGUCACGGUCAUGGACAUGGGCAUGGAGAGCCCUUGGGCUUGGCUGCUUUGGCCACGCAGCCAGCGCCGCCGCUGCCUGUGGCAAAUGCAUCCAGCAAGCAAAGCAGCCCGGCCAAGACGGUGACACUGAUCGAUAAUGCAAAGCCCAUCGAUGCCAUCGACGGGGAGGAUCAGCACAUGGUGGAGGACCUAAAGAAGCAGCUGCGCGAAAAGGAUCUGGUGCUGACAGACAUACGGCUUGAGGCCCUUAGCUCUGCCUCGCAGCUGGAGAGCCUGAAGGACAUGAUGAACAAGAUGCGCGCCGAAAUGAUGUCGCUCAAGCAGAACAACGAACGGCUCCAGAAGCUGGUCACCAGUCGCUCCCUAGCGGGCUCUGAGGCCAGCCUCGGCCAGGCAAUCAGCCCGAAUGGUUCACUUGGAGGCGGCGCCGGCAGUUCGGAUGCGUCGCGUCGCUACUCGCUGGCCGAUGGCAAUGCACGGCCUCCAAUGGAGCUGCCUCCGCGUCUGACCGAGGAGCUGGAGGAGGAGUGCAUGCCACCAGCACCGGCACCAGAGCCACCACCACCACCAGCGCCCUGUGCAGCAAGUGGUGCAGCUCCGCUCAGUCCCAAUACUCACAUAGAUCUGACACCGCCGCCGCCAGCGCUGGAAGCUGGACAGCUAAGCAGCCCCGUGCACAUGGCUAGCUGUGGAGCUGUAGAGGAGCUGCCCGAUGUGUGCGAUGGCAAGAAAAUAGCCAUUGCCUGCUACUUGGGACAGCCCGAAUCCUUUGCCAAGUACUGCGAGGAGAUGCUCGAGCUGGACGACUUCUAUGCCAAUGGGGCAAUCAUUGCCAGCCACGAGGCGGAGCAGGCUCAGGUGCAGGGGCAGGGCCAGGGGCAAGCGCAGCAGGCCGAGCGCCAGGGAAAUGGCUCCAAUGAAUUUAUUAUCGCUUGCACAUACAUCUCGGGCAAGACGACCUGGCAGAAUCUGGACUACAUUGUGCGCAAAACCUUCAAGGAUUACGUGGCACGCAUUGAUCCCGGCACCAACCUGGGCCUGAACACAGACUCCAUUACAUCGUAUCAUCUGGGGGAGGCGAAACGUGGCCCUGAGAUGGGCUUCCCGGAGCUGUUGCCCUGCGGCUACAUUGUGGGCAACGUGAGGACCCUGUAUAUAUGCUUACAGGGUGUCGGCAGCUUGGCCUUCGACAGUCUCAUUCCACGCAGCAUUGUGCAUCGCUACAUAAGUCUGCUAACCGAGCACAGACGUUUGAUCCUGUGCGGACCCAGCGGCACUGGCAAAUCCUAUCUGGCGCGUCGCCUAGCCGAGUUUCUGGUGGCACGGGCUGGUCGCGGCAAUCCCUCAGAGGCCAUUGCCACGUUCAACGUGGAUCAUAAGACCUCGAAGGAUCUGCGACAAUAUCUGGGCCACAUUGCCGAACAGGCGGCCAUAGCGAAUGGCGCGUCGGAGCUGCCAUCUGUGAUCAUAUUGGACAAUUUGCAUCAUGCCUCCGCUCUGGGCGAUGUCUUCUCCUGUCUGCUCAGCGCCGGACCGGCCACCAAGCUGCCCUGCAUCAUUGGCACUAUGUCGCAGGCUACCUGCAACACAACCAAUCUGCAGCUCCAUCACAAUUUCCGCUGGGUGCUCACAGCUAAUCAUAUGGAGCCUGUCAAAGGCUUCCUUGGUCGCUUCUUGCGUCGCCGACAGUUUCAGUUGGAGCUGCAGACGCAGCAUUCACAGCCAGAGUUGGCGGCUGUUCUCGCUUGGCUGCCUUCCGUGUGGCAACACAUCAACCGCUUCCUGGAAGUGCACAGCUCCAGUGAUGUGACCAUUGGACCACGACUGUUUCUUUCCUGUCCGCUGGACUUGAAGGAUUCGCAGGUGUGGUUCACCGACAUCUGGAACUAUCAUCUGUCGCCCUACCUGAUCGAGGCAGUGCGCGAGGGUGUGCAGCUCUAUGGACGAAGGGGUGGCGCCUGGAAUGAUCCAUCGGCCUUCAUACGCAACUCAUAUCCCUGGCCCUACGGACCGGACUCGGUGCCACCGCUGCGACAGAUCAAUGCCGAGGAUGUGGGCCUGGAGGGAGUGGCUCUCAGCAAUGGCGAGCAACAGGACCCAUUGCUAAACAUGCUGAUGCGUCUGCAGGAGGCUGCCAACUACUCGGAGACACAGGAUCAGGAGUCAGACUGCGCCAGCCUCGAUUCAAACGUAACGCCCGACAGUUCAGCGGGUGCUGAGUAGUUCGUCUCUAUUCACAGAUCUUAACUUCUAACAUGCCAAAUGAAAUGCUUUUGUUUUGCUUGCGCUGCGACGAAAGUCCUUCCACAACGUCACACACUCAAACACAUCUCAAAGGAAUUUUCUUGUGCUACUUUCGCAUUCAAGUUCUAAAGCAGUUUCAAGACUUUUCCAUUUGCACCAAACCAAUAAACUAUUGAGCUAUACUCAGAGAAAACGGCAAGAGAUCUUCACAAAUCUGAGUUCCACGAUAUGAGGCAACAAGACUGUAAUAGUACAAUGGUUUUCUCUGAGUGUAGUAUCAUCAUCUAACUCUUUCACUCUCUCUAAUUCUCUCUGUCUACCUUCACAAGCCGCAAAAUGUAGAAUUGCACUUUUUAGCGCACUUGUUAAAAAUGCAAAUUUCCCUAAAUCAGAUAUAAAAAAUUUAGAAAUUUAUAAGAACUCAUCUAACUCAAGGUAAAGGCCAGCGCAGGCGGAAAAGAAAACAAAAGUAAAUUACAAAUGGAAAGAAAGCCCAACAUUAAAUGUUAAACAAUUGCUAAAGAUCAAGCAAACACUUUUUGUACAUAGAAAACCAAAAAAGCCCCAAUUAUAUUUAAGCGACUAACUCUACAAUGGUAUCAGCAUUUUAUACCCUAACAUAAUCGAAAACGAAAAAGAAAAACCUAUUGUAAAUGUAGCCCUAAGUUUUUGCUACUACCAAUAUUUACAAGAUGUACAUUUAAUGGAAAAAGCUUUCACUUUAGUUUAAUUAUUUGCAUAAUUAUCAUUAAAUAUUGUUACAAACAUAUUGCAUAUUUAUAAAAACGCAAGUAAAGGGAGGAAGAAGAUAAACUAUUUAAACAAUAUAUUAUGCCAUAUACAGCGCUUAGCCGCAUCAGCAUCAUAAAUGCGAAAAUCAUAUACGUAAAGACCCCGAAAAGUUCCCCUAAACAAAUAGCAAAAUUAACAAGCACAACUCCUAUGAAACAACAAUAAGAAGAGAACAACAGCAACA